GGAUGAAAAGAACCAGUCCAUCAUAGUUAGCGGCGAGUCCGGUGCCGGGAAAACAGUGUCGGCCAAAUAUGCUAUGCGGUUCUUUGCAUCUGUCGGAGGCUCUUCCAGCGAAACCAAUAUUGAAGAGAAGGUCUUGGCGUCCAGUCCCAUCAUGGAGUCGAUCGGCAAUGCUAAAACAACUAGGAACGACAACAGCAGCCGCUUUGGGAAAUACAUUCAAAUCGGCUUUGAUAAAAGGUAUCAUAUCAUCGGUGCCAACAUGAGGACGUACCUGCUGGAGAAAUCACGAGUCGUAUUCCAGGCAGAAGACGAGCGGAACUAUCACAUCUUCUAUCAACUCUGCGCCUCUGCCGGUCUCCCCGAAUUUAAAGAUCUCGCGCUGACUUCCGCAGAAGACUUCUUCUACACAGCUCAAGGAGGAGAUACCUCCAUCGAUGGAGUGGACGAUGCCAGCGACUUUGAGAAGACCAGGCAAGCUUUCACGCUGCUCGGUGUGAAGGAAUCCCAUCAGAUGACCAUUUUUAAGAUACUCGCGGCCAUCUUGCACCUGGGCAACUUGGACUUCCGAUCGGAACGUGACGGCGAGUCCUGCACGAUGUCGAAACAGGAUGAACACCUGCGUAAUUUUUGCAGAUUGCUGGGCGUGGAGCACAGCCAGAUGGAGCACUGGCUGUGCCAUCGGAAGCUGGUCACCACUUCGGAGACCUACGUCAAGCCCAUGUCGGUCCAGCAGGUGGUGAACGCCAGGAACGCGCUGGCCAAGCACAUUUAUGCCCAGCUGUUCAACUGGAUCGUGCAGCACGUCAACAAGGCACUCUACACGACAGUCAAGCAACACUCCUUCAUCGGCGUGCUGGACAUUUACGGAUUUGAAACCUUCGAAGUCAACAGCUUUGAACAAUUCUGUAUCAACUAUGCCAAUGAAAAACUCCAGCAGCAGUUCAACUUGCAUGUGUUUAAGUUGGAGCAAGAAGAGUACAUGAAGGAGCAAAUCCCCUGGACCCUCAUAGACUUCUAUGACAACCAGCCGUGCAUCGAUCUCAUAGAAGCUAAGCUGGGUAUCUUUGACUUGCUGGAUGAAGAAUGUAAGGUCCCGAAGGGAACAGAUGAGAACUGGGCGCAGAAACUGUAUGAUCGGCACGGCGGCAGCCAGCACUUCCAGAAGCCUCGCAUGUCAAACACCUCCUUCAUCGUUGUGCAUUUUGCGGAUAAGGUGGAAUACCAGUGUGAAGGAUUUCUGGAGAAGAACAGAGAUACCGUGUAUGAAGAACAGAUCAAUAUACUGAAAGCCAGCAAGUACCCGAUGGUGGCCGACUUGUUUCACGACGGGAAGGAUGCAAAGGCGGGGGCCCUCGGUGGGAAGGGAGCUUCCUCAAAAAUCAACGUUCGCUCUGCCCGCCCGACUGUGAAAGCUGCCAACAAGGAGCAUAAGAAGACCGUGGGGCACCAGUUCCGUAACUCCUUGCACCUGCUCAUGGAGACCCUGAACGCCACCACUCCGCAUUACGUACGCUGCAUCAAGCCCAACGACGAGAAACUUCCCUUCAGCUUCGAUCCAAAGAGAGCGGUGCAGCAGCUGAGAGCCUGCGGAGUGCUGGAGACGAUCCGCAUCAGCGCAGCCGGCUACCCGUCCAGGUACGGCACUUCCAGAACUGUUUGGUGUUUUAAAAUAACGUACUGUUUUGAACUUGGAAAAUCCUCCGGAUAA
Gekko japonicus is the source of this 1708-nucleotide messenger RNA. RefSeq names its product unconventional myosin-Vb-like. The record is from RefSeq and is a predicted model, not a curated record. NCBI's taxonomy places the organism in Eukaryota, Metazoa, Chordata, Lepidosauria, Squamata, Gekkonidae. Gene Ontology annotation, cellular component: actin cytoskeleton; cytoplasm; myosin complex. The transcript has 13 exons. Gene Ontology annotation, molecular function: microfilament motor activity; ATP binding; actin filament binding. The annotation marks the transcript as partial. Gene Ontology annotation, biological process: actin filament organization; vesicle transport along actin filament.